AGAGAGCUGUAUUAACAAGGCAAAAUACCUGGGUCCCUUUCUGUACUACUAGAUACUUUGAGUGGUUUUCAAAGUGUCUGGAGUAUAUGUGGAGGAGAGGAUAAUCUCUCUUGAUCUCCUUUCCCUACAACAAAGAUUUCUAAUUUAGGAGGGAAAGAAAGCUGUAACAUAGGUAAGUUAUCUUUUUUUUUCCCGUUUCUUCUUCUUCUUUUUUUUUAAUUAUAGUAUAAGAUUUGAAAGUAAGAAUAGUAUGAAAGCUCUCUUUACAGAGAGGGGGCAUUUGAAAGUAAAUGCUCUAGGUAAGUUUUCUGAUGUGUGCAGGUAAGAGAUGUGAUUCUGGAAAAUAAUGGGAAACUAGAACUGGAUGGAUCAAACGGUGGGUCUGUGGAAGGAGCAUUUGUCAAGAAGCCAAGAGGUUUACUAAGUUCUAGAUUAGGGUCUGUAAUUUACUGAAUCACUGUAAGUCACUUAACUUCUCUGGCCUCUGUUUCAGUUUCUUGAGAUGGUUAGACAAGAUGAUUUUGAAACCUCUUACAGCUCUAAAAUUACUAUUUUAAUGCCAUGCUCUGCUUCUCUUUCUUUUAAAGGUGCAUGCUUUUGUUUGGUUGGUUUGGUUUAUUUUAAAUUCUUUUAUUGUGGAAUGUAUCAUACAUAUAGAAGAGUAUAUAGAAAAUAAGUGUAAUUUUAAUUAAUAACAACAGUAAUAACAAUGAGGACAGCAUAUAGCCAUCGCCCAAAUUAAGAAAUUAAACAUUGCCAGUGUCUUAGAAACUGUUUAUUUUCUGAUCCCACUCAUUUCCCUCCUCCCAAUCAUUUUUCCAAGGUUUUUAAAAGUUGUCAACUGUAUGUGUAUCACUAAAAAUAUACUUUUUUUGUCUGCUUUUGAAGUUAUAUAAAUGGAUUCAUUCUUUAUGUAUUUUAAGGUAUACUUUUUAUUAUGUAUAACACAAAAUGGAUAUACCUCUCUUCGUGUCCUCUCUCAGUCAUUACCCACCUUCAGAGUAACCAUUAUUCAGAUUUUUACCACCACAAAUGAGUUUUGCCUAUUUUUGAACUUUAUAUAACCAGAAACAUACUCUUUUGUGUCUGGCUAUUUUUUGCUCAACAUUAUGUUUUUUUUAAUUUUAAAGUUUAUUUAUUUAUUUUGAGAGAGAGCGAGAGAGUGAGCAUGAGCAGGGAAGGGGCAGAGACAGAGAAUUCAAAGUAGGCUCCACACUGUCAGCAGAGAGCCAGACAUGGGGCACGAACUCACCAGCCCUGAGAUCAUGACCUGAACUGAAAUCAAGAGUCGGUCACUUAACCGACUGAGCCUCCCAGGCAUCCUGCUCAACAUUAUGUUUGUAAAAUUCAUCCGUAUUUCAUUGUAGAAUUGUUUGUUUAUUCUCAUUAUUUUAUAAUAUUCCACUGUAUUAAUAUACCACAAUUUAUGUAUCCAUUCUACUGCCGAGAGACCUGGGGUUCCCAGUUUUUUACUAUAAUGAACGAUGAACAUGGGCACAUAUGAAAGUUUCUCUGGUGGCUCAGUCUGACUUCAGCUCAGGUCAGAAUCUCACCAUUCAUGAGUUGGAGCCUCGUGUGGAGCUCUAUGCUGACAGCUCAGAGUCUGGAGCCUGCUUUGGAUUCUGUGUCCCCCUCUCUCUCUGGACCUCCCCCGCUUGCACUCUGUCUCUCUGUCUCUCAAAAAUAAACAUUAAAAAAAAAUAAAAAAAGAAGAAAGUUUCUCUGGAGUAUAAAUUCAGAAAUGGAAGGUGGGUUAUAGGGUAGACAGGAUAUGUUCAGCUUUACUAAUUAAUGCCAAAUUGUUUUCUAAGAGGUUGUCCCCAUUUACACUUCUGUCUGCAGUACAUGAAUGUUCCUGUUGUUCCACAUCCUUGCCAAAGAGGCCAAAGAGGCUUUUCAGUGUGGUACAACCAUGGGACUCAGAGUACCAGCCUUCCAUUGGUUUUCAGAAGCCCAGGCCAGUCACUUCUCCUGUUUGCUUGCUCCCUCCAAAUCAGGGUAAAGGAUUCAGAUUAUCCCUAGGUCUCUGAUCACAUGCUCUAUUACACUGGGAUAUUGGCCUCGGGUGAGUGGGGUGGUGAAUUUAAUAACAUAAAAAUUCCUGAAUUAAGUGAACAUCUGUAGGAUAUUUUGUUCUUGUACCGAGCACUCAUAGGAUAUAGGAGGGGGCACAGAAGGAAGAAGGGAAGCGAUAUUUUCAGUGUGCUUGUUAUGUUCCAAGCUCUGUGUUGGAAACUUUACAUUUUGGUUAUAACAUUUAAUCCAAAACACAACCUUACAAGGUAGCUCUGAUACCUCAGUUUUAUAGACAAGGAAACUGUGGCUCAGAAAAGGGGUCAUUUGCUCAAGGUCACAGAGCUAAUUAGUGACAGAGUCAGGAUUGAAAACCUGGUCUAUCUGAUUAAAGAGCUCAAAUUCUGCAAUACAACACAGAGAAGGCAAAGUCCCUGCUGCUCUUGAGGUAUUUUGGCUUAGAUUGCCAGUUCCAAGAAUCAGUUCUUCUCAUUUCUGCUUGCCUGUAUUGACCCUCAAAAUUAUGGUAUUCAAUUGAUUAUGGCCAACUCAUUCAUUGAUUUAAACUGUAUUUUAUUUUCAUUCAUUUUUGCUUUCCCUUAUCUUUCAUUUUGCUGUACACAUGAGCACAGCAGAUCCACUGAUGAACAAGAUUUGUGUUGGGGACAUGGCCUUCUACCUGCUGGUCUAAUGUGUUGACCAGAGGUGAGAGUGAAAAAAGACAGGAAGAUUGUGAAAUCUUCUGGUCCAAGUUAUGAUAUGAGAAAACUUUAAGACUGAAGAAAAGGAUGAAAGGAAAUUGAAUGAUGGCUCACUUUUCCUUAAAAAUAGAGGCUCAGUAAAAUUUACUAAUGUAUUAUAUAUCAUGUUGCAUAUAUAAUAAUAAUGGAGAGUGAGGGUAUCUGGGGUAGAUAAGCAGAGAUCUAAACAUGUAGCAGGAAAAAGCUUAGUCUGAUAUAUAAGGAGUAAUGUAGACACUGGAGAAGUCUGAAGAGAAAGUGAGGACAAGAGUAGAAAGUAAACUCACCAGGAACAUUUUUAUUGAUUUGCUGGAGAAUGAGUUCAGAGAUGAGAAGAUAAUAAAGCUGAUCAAUAUAAAAUGUCAAAAUCCCAGCAUUGGGCAAGACCUAAAUGAACCAUCUUGUCCAUUUUUCUGCCUCUAGGUAAAAGGGCCCUUUAAACUUUCUUUAGCUGUUGAGUUGUGAGCUAUGUUGACUUAGGUUUAAAAAAGAAAAGAUAUUGGAGGUGUCAUGGAAGAAGGAGCUAAGGUUAGGUAACUACCAAAUAUGGAUAGAGACUGGGUGUUCAGGACUAGAUGACAAGGAGGGAGGGACAACUGAAAUGCCUUUUGAAAACCCAUGUACCCAUGUGAAAACCCAAGUGUCCAUGUGAAAACAUUGUGGUGAAUCUCUACUAUGAACUAUGUUCUUUGUUGUGUAAUCCUACCUUUCAUCAUCAGAAGCAGACUUAUAAAGUGGCUUCCCUGAGGACAUUUUCUGACUUCAUGGUGUGAAGUUCCCUCAGGCUCUUAAGUCUGGAUGAACCUGAAUGGCUGACCAGAACAAAGAAGUGUAGUGUUCCAUAGUGUUCAGAUAAGGCUUUUAUGCCUUUUUCCCUUAUCUCACAACUGGAGCCACAAUUCUGGUCAAGGCACCGACUUUCUUGAUGAAGUCUGUCCAUCUAUAAAAAAGCCAAGUACCUUACUGGAGUCUUUGCCUCCCAGAGGUGACAUGAAGACGGAUAAGCAGACAGCUGGAACAAAGUGGCCUCUCAGUUCUGAAGGCUAUUAAGUCCAAGAUCAAGGUGUCUGCAGGUUUGGUCUCUUCUGAGGCUUCUCUCUUUGGCUUGUAGAUAGCCAUCUUCUCCAGCAUAAAAGCCACAAUUCUGUUCUUUUUGGAGGUGGAUAUCUGCUCAGACAGUAAGAAUUAUAAGAGCUCUGAGAGCUCAUUUUGAAGGAAUAAUGGAUGAACCAUCCCCCUUGGCCAAACCUCUGGAGCUGAACCAGCACUCUCGGUUCAUAAUUGGUUCUGUAUCUGAAGAUAACUCAGAGGAUGAAAUCAGCAACCUGGUGAAGCUGGACCUACUGGAGGAGAAGGAAGGCUCUCUGUCACCAGCUUCUGUUGGCUCAGAUACGCUCUCUGAUUUGGGGAUUUCCAGCCUACAGGAUGGCUUGGCCUUGCACAUGAGGUCCAGCAUGUCUGGCUUGCAUCUAGUAAAGCAAGGUCGAGACCGAAAGAAAAUAGACUCACAGCGAGAUUUCACUGUAGCUUCACCAGCAGAAUUUGUUACGCGUUUUGGGGGGAAUAAAGUGAUUGAGAAGGUUCUUAUUGCCAACAAUGGCAUCGCAGCAGUGAAAUGCAUGCGGUCCAUCCGCCGAUGGUCUUAUGAGAUGUUUCGAAAUGAACGUGCAAUCCGAUUUGUUGUUAUGGUCACACCUGAAGACCUGAAAGCCAAUGCAGAAUACAUUAAGAUGGCAGAUCACUAUGUGCCGGUGCCAGGAGGACCAAACAACAACAACUAUGCAAACGUGGAAUUAAUUCUUGAUAUUGCUAAAAGGAUCCCAGUGCAAGCAGUAUGGGCUGGCUGGGGUCAUGCUUCUGAGAAUCCCAAGCUCCCAGAACUUCUUUUGAAAAAUGGCAUCGCCUUCAUGGGUCCUCCAAGCCAGGCCAUGUGGGCUUUGGGGGAUAAGAUUGCAUCUUCCAUAGUGGCUCAAACUGCUGGCAUCCCAACUCUUCCCUGGAGUGGGAGUGGUCUUCGUGUGGACUGGCAGGAAAAUGAUUUUUCAAAACGUAUCUUAAAUGUUCCCCAGGAAUUAUAUCAAAAAGGUUAUGUGAAGGAUGUGGAUGAUGGGCUGAAGGCAGCAGAGGAAGUUGGAUAUCCAGUAAUGAUCAAGGCCUCAGAAGGAGGAGGAGGGAAAGGAAUCAGAAAAGUUAACAAUGCAGAUGACUUCCCGAACCUCUUCAGACAGGUUCAAGCUGAAGUCCCUGGAUCUCCUAUAUUUGUGAUGAGACUAGCCAAACAAUCCCGUCAUCUGGAGGUACAGAUUUUAGCAGAUCAGUAUGGCAAUGCUAUCUCUCUGUUUGGUCGUGACUGCUCUGUGCAGCGCAGGCAUCAGAAGAUUAUUGAAGAAGCACCAGCUGCUAUUGCUACUCCAGCAGUAUUCGAACAUAUGGAACAGUGUGCGGUGAAACUUGCCAAAAUGGUUGGUUAUGUGAGUGCAGGGACUGUCGAAUACCUCUACAGCCAGGAUGGAAGCUUCUACUUUCUGGAACUGAACCCUCGGCUACAGGUGGAGCACCCUUGUACAGAGAUGGUGGCUGAUGUCAACCUCCCUGCAGCGCAACUCCAGAUUGCCAUGGGGAUCCCUCUGUAUAGAAUCAAGGAUAUUCGUAUGAUGUAUGGAGUAUCUCCCUGGGGUGAUGCUCCCAUUGAUUUUGAAAAUUCUGCUCAUGUUCCUUGCCCAAGGGGCCAUGUUAUUGCUGCUCGGAUCACUAGUGAAAAUCCAGAUGAGGGUUUUAAGCCCAGCUCAGGAACAGUUCAGGAACUGAAUUUCCGUAGCAAUAAGAAUGUUUGGGGUUAUUUCAGUGUUGCUGCUGCAGGGGGCCUUCACGAAUUUGCUGAUUCUCAGUUUGGUCACUGCUUCUCCUGGGGAGAAAACAGAGAGGAAGCAAUUUCAAACAUGGUGGUAGCUUUGAAGGAACUAUCUAUUCGGGGUGACUUUCGAACUACAGUUGAAUACCUCAUCAAAUUGCUGGAGACUGAGAGUUUUCAGCUGAAUAGAAUUGACACUGGCUGGCUAGACAGACUGAUAGCAGAAAAAGUACAGGCAGAGCGACCUGAUACCAUGUUGGGAGUUGUGUGUGGGGCUCUCCACGUAGCAGAUGUGAGCCUACGGAAUAGCAUCUCUAACUUCCUUCAUUCCUUAGAAAGGGGUCAAGUUCUUCCUGCUCAUACGCUUCUGAAUACAGUAGAUGUUGAACUUAUCUAUGAGGGAGUCAAAUAUGUACUUAAGGUGACUCGACAGUCCCCCAACUCGUAUGUGGUGAUCAUGAACGGCUCAUGCGUAGAAGUAGAUGUGCAUCGGCUGAGUGAUGGAGGGCUGCUCCUGUCCUAUGAUGGCAGCAGUUAUACCACAUACAUGAAGGAGGAAGUGGAUAGAUAUCGUAUCACAAUUGGCAAUAAGACCUGUGUGUUUGAGAAGGAAAAUGACCCUUCAGUGAUGCGCUCACCUUCUGCUGGGAAGUUAAUCCAGUAUAUUGUGGAGGAUGGAGGCCAUGUGUUUGCUGGCCAGUGCUAUGCUGAGAUUGAGGUGAUGAAGAUGGUAAUGACCUUAACAGCAGCAGAGUCUGGCUGUAUCCAUUAUGUCAAACGGCCUGGAGCAGCUCUUGACCCUGGCUGUGUGAUAGCCAAAAUGCAGUUAGACAACCCCAGCAAGGUCCAACAGGCUGAGCUUCACACGGGUAGUCUGCCACGGAUCCAGAGCACAGCACUGAGAGGCGAGAAGCUCCAUCGAGUGUUCCAUUAUGUCCUGGAUAAUCUGGUCAACGUAAUGAAUGGAUACUGCCUUCCAGAUCCUUUUUUUAGUAGCAGGGUAAAAGACUGGGUAGAGCGGUUGAUGAAGACCCUCAGAGAUCCCUCCUUGCCUCUCCUAGAAUUGCAAGAUAUCAUGACCAGUGUCUCUGGCCGUAUUCCCCCAAAUGUGGAGAAGUCUAUCAAGAAGGAAAUGGCUCAGUAUGCCAGCAACAUCACAUCAGUCCUCUGUCAGUUUCCCAGCCAGCAGAUUGCCAACAUCCUAGAUAGCCAUGCAGCUACAUUGAACCGGAAAUCUGAACGGGAAGUUUUCUUCAUGAACACUCAGAGCAUUGUCCAGCUGGUACAGAGGUACCGAAGUGGCAUCCGAGGCCACAUGAAGGCUGUUGUGAUGGAUCUGCUACGGCAGUACCUGCGAGUAGAGACACAGUUCCAGAAUGGUCACUAUGACAAAUGUGUGUUUGCCCUUCGAGAAGAGAACAAGAGUGACAUGAACACUGUGCUAAACUAUAUCUUCUCUCAUGCUCAAGUCACCAAGAAGAAUCUUCUGGUCACAAUGCUUAUUGAUCAGUUGUGUGGUCGGGACCCUACUCUCACUGAUGAGCUGCUGAAUAUUCUCACAGAGCUAACUCAACUCAGUAAGACCACCAAUGCCAAAGUGGCACUUCGAGCACGCCAGGUUCUUAUUGCCUCCCAUUUACCAUCAUAUGAGCUUCGCCAUAACCAAGUAGAGUCUAUCUUCCUUUCAGCUAUUGACAUGUAUGGACAUCAGUUUUGCAUUGAGAACCUGCAGAAACUCAUCUUGUCUGAAACAUCUAUUUUUGAUGUCCUACCAAACUUCUUCUAUCACAGCAACCAGGUAGUGAGGAUGGCAGCUCUGGAGGUUUAUGUUCGAAGGGCUUACAUUGCCUAUGAACUUAACAGCGUCCAACAUCGCCAGCUUAAGGACAAUACCUGCGUGGUGGAAUUCCAGUUCAUGCUGCCCACAUCGCAUCCAAACAGAGGGAACAUCCCCACGCUAAACAGAAUGUCCUUCUCCUCCAACCUCAACCACUAUGGCAUGACUCACGUAGCUAGUGUCAGCGAUGUGCUGUUGGACAACUCAUUCACUCCACCGUGUCAGCGGAUGGGCGGAAUGGUCUCUUUUCGGACUUUUGAAGAUUUUGUCAGGAUCUUUGAUGAAGUGAUGGGCUGCUUCUGUGACUCCCCACCCCAAAGCCCCACGUUCCCUGAGGCAGGUCACACAUCUCUGUAUGAUGAAGACAAGUUACAGGUCCCCAGGGAUGAACCAAUUCACAUUCUGAAUGUGGCUAUCAAGACUGACUGUGAUAUUGAGGAUGACAGACUGGCAGCUAUGUUCAGAGAGUUUACCCAACAAAAUAAAGCUACCCUGGUUGAGCAUGGGAUACGGCGCCUUACUUUCCUGGUCGCACAAAAGGAUUUCAGAAAACAGGUCAACUAUGAGGUGGAUCAGAGAUUUCAUAGAGAAUUUCCUAAAUUUUUCACGUUCCGAGCAAGGGAUAAGUUUGAGGAGGAUCGUAUCUAUCGUCACCUGGAGCCUGCUCUAGCUUUCCAGUUAGAACUGAACCGGAUGAGAAAUUUUGACCUUACUGCCAUUCCAUGUGCUAAUCAUAAGAUGCACCUGUAUCUUGGGGCAGCCAAGGUGGAAGUGGGCACUGAAGUGACAGACUAUAGGUUCUUUGUUCGUGCAAUCAUCAGACAUUCUGAUCUGGUCACCAAGGAAGCUUCUUUUGAAUAUCUACAAAAUGAAGGGGAGCGGCUGCUCCUGGAAGCCAUGGAUGAAUUGGAAGUUGCUUUUAAUAAUACAAAUGUUCGCACUGACUGCAACCACAUCUUCCUCAACUUUGUGCCCACAGUCAUUAUGGACCCAUCAAAGAUUGAGGAAUCUGUGCGGAGCAUGGUAAUGCGCUAUGGAAGUCGGCUGUGGAAAUUACGUGUCCUCCAGGCAGAACUGAAAAUCAACAUUCGCCUGACACCAACUGGAAAAGCAAUUCCCAUCCGCCUCUUCCUGACAAAUGAGUCCGGCUAUUACUUGGACAUCAGCUUGUACAAGGAAGUGACUGACUCCAGGACAGCACAGAUCAUGUUUCAGGCAUAUGGAGACAAACAGGGACCAUUGCAUGGAAUGUUAAUCAACACUCCAUAUGUCACCAAAGACCUACUUCAAUCAAAGAGAUUCCAGGCACAAUCCUUGGGGACAACAUACAUAUAUGAUAUCCCAGAGAUGUUUCGGCAGUCUCUGAUCAAACUCUGGGAGUCUAUGUCCACUCAAGCAUUCCUUCCAUCACCCCCCCUGCCUUCUGACAUGCUGACAUAUACUGAGCUUGUGUUGGAUGAUCAGGGUCAGCUGGUCCACAUGAACAGGCUUCCAGGAGGAAAUGAGAUUGGCAUGGUAGCUUGGAAAAUGACCCUUAAAAGUCCUGAAUAUCCAGAAGGCCGAGAUAUCAUUGUUAUUGGCAAUGACAUCACAUACCUAAUUGGGUCCUUUGGGCCCCAGGAGGAUUUGCUGUUUCUCAGAGCUUCUGAGCUUGCCAGGGCAGAGGGUAUCCCACGCAUCUUUGUAGCAGCCAACAGCGGAGCACGAAUUGGACUGGCAGAGGAAAUUCGUCAUAUGUUUCACGUGGCCUGGGUAGAUCCUGAGGAUCCUUACAAGGGAUACAAAUACUUAUAUCUGACCCCUCAGGAUUAUAAGAGGGUCAGUGCUCUCAACUCUGUCCACUGUGAACAUGUAGAAGAUGAAGGAGAAUCCAGGUACAAGAUAACUGAUAUUAUUGGGAAGGAAGAGGGACUUGGAGCAGAGAACCUUCGAGGCUCUGGAAUGAUUGCUGGAGAAUCCUCAUUGGCCUAUAAUGAGAUUAUCACCAUCAGCUUGGUUACAUGCCGGGCUAUUGGGAUUGGAGCUUACCUUGUCCGGCUGGGACAGAGAACCAUCCAGGUUGAAAAUUCUCACUUAAUUCUGACCGGAGCUGGAGCUCUCAACAAAGUCCUUGGGCGGGAAGUAUACACCUCCAAUAACCAGCUUGGGGGCAUCCAGAUCAUGCACAACAAUGGGGUGACCCACAGCAUCGUUUGUGAUGACUUUGAAGGGGUUUUCACUGUCCUACACUGGCUGUCUUACAUGCCUAAGAAUGUGCACAGUUUAGUACCUCUCCUGAACUCCAAGGAUCCUAUAGAUAGAAUCAUCGAAUUUGUUCCUACGAAGGCCCCCUAUGAUCCUCGAUGGAUGCUAGCAGGCCGUCCUCACCCAACCCAGAAAGGUCAGUGGUUGAGUGGAUUCUUUGACUAUGGAUCUUUCUCUGAAAUCAUGCAACCCUGGGCACAGACUGUGGUGGUUGGCAGAGCCAGGCUAGGAGGAAUACCUGUAGGAGUAGUUGCUGUAGAAACCCGAACAGUGGAACUAAGUAUCCCAGCCGACCCUGCAAACCUGGAUUCUGAAGCCAAGAUAAUCCAGCAGGCUGGCCAGGUUUGGUUUCCAGAUUCUGCGUUUAAGACCUAUCAGGCUAUCAAGGACUUCAACCGCGAAGGGCUGCCUCUGAUGGUCUUUGCCAACUGGAGAGGCUUCUCCGGUGGGAUGAAAGAUAUGUACGACCAGGUGCUGAAGUUUGGUGCUUACAUCGUGGAUAGCUUACGGGAGUGCUCCCAGCCUGUGCUGGUUUACAUUCCUCCUCAAGCUGAGCUCCGGGGUGGCUCCUGGGUUGUGAUUGACCCCACCAUCAACCCCCGGCACAUGGAGAUGUAUGCUGACCGAGAAAGCAGGGGAUCAGUUCUGGAGCCAGAAGGGACAGUAGAAAUCAAAUUCCGCAGAAAAGAUCUGGUGAAAACCAUGCGUCGGGUGGACCCAGUCUACAUUCGCUUGGCUGAACGAUUGGGCACCCCAGAGCUAAGCGCAGCUGAGCGGAAGGAGCUGGAGAACAAGUUGAAGGAGCGGGAGGAAUUCCUAAUUCCCAUUUACCAUCAGGUAGCCGUGCAGUUUGCUGACUUGCACGACACACCAGGCCGGAUGCAGGAGAAGGGUGUUAUUAACGACAUCCUGGAUUGGAAAACAUCCCGUACCUUCUUCUACUGGCGGCUGAGGCGUCUCCUGCUGGAGGACCUGGUCAAAAAGAAAAUCCACAAUGCCAACCCAGAGCUCACUGAUGGUCAGAUCCAGGCCAUGUUAAGGCGCUGGUUUGUAGAAGUGGAAGGAACCGUGAAGGCCUAUGUUUGGGACAAUAACAAGGAUCUAGUGGAAUGGCUGGAGAAACAGCUGACCGAGGAAGAUGGUGUUCGCUCAGUAAUAGAGGAAAACAUAAAAUACAUCAGCAGAGACUAUGUCCUCAAGCAGAUCCGCAGCUUGGUACAGGCCAAUCCCGAGGUUGCCAUGGAUUCCAUCGUCCAUAUGACCCAGCACAUCUCACCCACUCAGCGAGCAGAAGUCGUACGGAUCCUCUCCACGAUGGACUCCCCUUCAACAUAGAAAGAGCUUCCUGCCCAUCCCUGCCCUGCCUCUGGAGAAAAGGGCUAGAGCUGCCUCUUACGCCUGAAACCACUCUGAUGAGAAGGCACAGGAGACCCAGCACUGGAAUCAAAGUGGCAUUUUGCUUCCCCUUGAACGUUUUCAGGUUAUGCAUGACAUAUUGGGACAUAGGGUCACAAAGUCCCCACUGGUCACACCCAUCCCGUUCAGUAUUUAUUACCCUGUCUGUGACUACAGCUCUUUCUCCCUGCAAGGACCCAAGAAGGCAAUGAAGGGUACAAGCAUGUACCAUGAGGUCUCACUACACAAAGCAGGGCUGCUGCUCCUGUCUAUACAGCUACUUGGUCCCAGCCCAGGGAGGUACUCAGCAGCCCUUCCUCACCCCUGGCCCCAUGAGCCUGCAGCCACAGGCAGCAGAGGAGGGCUGGAGUGAGGAGGAAGCCUCGAGUCCACGUUUUUUUUUUACCCCCACAUUCAGCCUGGUACGCACUAGGUACAGGAGAAUAGUUCCCAACUUAAUCACACCAAGGUACCUAUUUAUCCUUCAUGGAGUAUGAAAUCUGCAAGCUCCAUAGGAACUCGAAGAUGAGGGCAAAACCACGAUCCAAGAAGCAGACAAAAAAAGGUAGACCAAGUCACUGCUGUUGAUUUAGGGACCUCAACUGUGGGUUUGAUUCUCUUAGAACAAACAGAAGGACAGUUGACCUACCACUACCUUGCCUGUCCCUGCUCAGUUCUCUGCUGCACCUGCUGGGAGCUGCGCAGACAGCGUGAGAGCCGGAGCGGCAGAAGAAGAGCUGGGGGAGUGACCCUUUCUGUCACUACUGGAAAGUUAGUUACUCAUGCCACAGGGAGAAUGGGCUGGAUAGUCUCUCAUUUUAGGACUCGUAAGGUUAUUACUAUUAAGCCUGGAGCUUUGAUAGUUAUAAAAGGUUAAUAGUGCCUACAGAGUCACUCAGCUCUUUUUCCAGGGCAACUCUCCCAGCAGCGGACGUUCCUACUUCCUUUGGGUCUUGUCUCUCCCUGGAAUGUCCACAAGCAGCAGGUGUAGCCAGUCUCCCCACAGCUGCUGAAAGGAACCCUGGUGACAUCUUUGCUCUGAGCACCAGGAACUGGCCUUCCCCGGUGUGAGCAGGCUUCCAGGGAACACGGAAUCCACAUGACCUUAAGAUUACCUACAACUCCGUCAUGGUGCUGCUGUCUUCCAGGCUCACCGGUCCCUCCCUGGCCAGCGGCAGGGGCCUCCUCACCAAUGGUAGAGAGAGUUUAUUUUCAACAGCCUGUUUAUUCAAAGAAAGAGUUUACUGAUUCCCCCGUUGGUGUUCCUAAAGCAAGAGUGGCAGGUGAUCAGGGCUGGUGUAGCAUGCAGUUCUUACAGUGCAGCUAAUUGCAUUUGUCACUGAUGACCAAGGAGGAAAUAAAUCACUAAGAUGUUCUGGAAGCGGUGGUAUGAAUACUUUCGUACAAGCUACAGUUUUGAGCCUUAACCCUACAGUACACGCACAAGAAAGAGCCCCCUUCUUCAGGAACUGCUUGUGCACAUGAGCACUGUGUAGCUGGAUACAUUACUGACUGCCCUCUGGAACUCGGAGCUUCAGCCAGGCUGCCCUGAUGCAAGGUGCAGGUGUUGAGUAUCAUCAAAGAGGGCAGAAGAAGGUGAGGAACAAUGUUCGGUCCAGAUAGAAGCAUCCACUGUGGCUGGUAUCCGCUUAAAAACUGGAUUCAUCUUGGACCAGAUUAUACUUUUCUGCAAUUAGUAAAAUCUACCUGUAGGUGGUACAAACCCCCUGCACACCCCAGCUGGCCUGUGCUUGCCCUGGCUUUUCUUCAGAGGCAGGGUGGGUUAUAUUCGUGUUACCAAUUCCCCUUCACCAAAUUAUUAUUCAGUAAGUGAAUAUGGUUCCUCUCUAAAAGUCUGUGAUGCCUACUCCCCCAUCCCCAGAGCACCUCACUGUAGGUCUUACCCCAGACAGGAAUUUUUCAUGCAGAGAAGUCAGGAAGAGCCAUAGAACGUGAGCAAUCUGAUAUCCCCCAGCCCAUUAUAUAGGCAAGGUUACUGAGCUAGGAGGAGUAUAAACGAUGUAUUGAACAAGACUUGCUUGAGCCGAGAUCGCCAUAUUCACUUCAUUCACAAAGCAGCCUUCACUUGUCUCGUUGAGCGUUCAAUGGACACAUACCCUGAUGAGCAAGGAGCAUCAAAUGUAUUCUUUCCACGUUUUGUUGAAAUAAACCUCCACAUUUGUAGAAGA
This is a messenger RNA of Panthera uncia (snow leopard), 13269 nucleotides long. It is a transcript of the gene ACACA, whose product is annotated as acetyl-CoA carboxylase alpha. NCBI's taxonomy places the organism in Eukaryota, Metazoa, Chordata, Mammalia, Carnivora, Felidae. The coding region runs from base 3974 to 11020 and encodes 2348 amino acids. The record is from RefSeq and is a predicted model, not a curated record. Gene Ontology annotation, biological process: fatty acid biosynthetic process. Gene Ontology annotation, molecular function: ATP binding; acetyl-CoA carboxylase activity; metal ion binding. The transcript has 57 exons.